UGGGGCGCGCUUCGCAAGGAGCGCGAGCCAGGACGCACGAGCCGGGCGAGCGAGGCGAGGAGGGCGAGCCGAGAGCGCGUCGCGAGGAAUGCGCCGGGUGCGCGUCGCUCCUCUCUCCCGCCUCCCACACAUCACAGGCGCCGCGAGGAGCGCGAGCCGUCGCGCGAGCCGAUGGCGCGAGUCGAGGGCGCGUCGCAAAGAGAAGGUGCGGGGAGGGGAGGAGGGCGAGGAGGGACGGCGUGGGGCUGCCGUGGAAGGGAAAGGGAAGGGGGAGGAAGGGGGAGAGGGAGGGGAAGGAGGGCGUGGAAGGAGGGCGUGGAAGGAAGGAAGGGGAAGGGGGGAGGGGGAGGGGAGAAGGAAGGGGGAGAGGGGAUAGGGGAGAUGGAGGAGUGGGCAGGACGGGUACGCGUCGCAAGGAGCGCGAGCCGGGGGGCGCGCGUUGUGAGGAGUGCGAGUCAAGGAGGGCGAGCGCGAACCGGGGAGCGAGCCGGGGGGCGCGUCGCCUGGAGCGCUAGCCGGGGCGCAUCGCUCGGAGCGCUAGCCGGGUGCGCGAGCCAGGACGCGCGUCGCAAAGAGAAGGUGCGGGGAGGGCCGCACGUCUCGGGGAUGAAGCAACGCGACGCGUCCGGUAGGGAACGCGCUCGACGCGCGGUGAGAGGGAAUGCGCUCGAGGCGAUGAGAGGGACUGCGCAGACGCGCGGGGAGAGGAGGUGCGCAGGGGACGCUGCUGAGGGGAAGCGGGCGAUCCCGAGUGGAUGCAGUCGGCACGUCCGGUGUGGACGCAAAUGAGGCGAUCCGGUGUGGACGCAAAUGAGGCGGUCCGGUGUGGACGCAAAUGAGGCGCCCGGUGUAGAUGCAGUCGACACGCCCGUGUGGAUGCCCACAACGCGGUGGAGGGGAGGCAGGCAGUCCGGUAAGAUGGAAAGAGCAGAGGAGGGGG
This is a messenger RNA of Schizophyllum commune H4-8, 940 nucleotides long. RefSeq lists its product as uncharacterized. The record is from RefSeq and is a predicted model, not a curated record. NCBI's taxonomy places the organism in Eukaryota, Fungi, Basidiomycota, Agaricomycetes, Agaricales, Schizophyllaceae. The coding region runs from base 172 to 789 and encodes 205 amino acids. The transcript has a single exon.